Molecule: messenger RNA, 1211 nt
Organism: Zeugodacus cucurbitae (melon fly)
Lineage: Eukaryota; Metazoa; Arthropoda; Insecta; Diptera; Tephritidae
Product: serine protease snake-like
Exons: 8
Coding region: 89-1150 (353 amino acids)
Biological process (GO): proteolysis
Molecular function (GO): serine-type endopeptidase activity
Source: RefSeq, a predicted model, not a curated record
AGACGCCGAAUGUUUACAAGUAACAUUAAAUUCUCGCAUUCAAGUUUUGUGUUGACUAGCGGACAGACAGUUGUAGAAUUUGUAGAAGAUGCGGCGCUUGUGCAAUCAUUCAAAACAACAAAUAAUUGUUGGUAUUAUUAAAUGGCUGGUAUUGGUUUUGCUUUUUUCUUUGACAACCGAAGCCUGUCAUAGUAGUCAGGAGUGUUAUACGCCGCAGAACUUUAAGGGAAAUUAUUAUGCACCUGAGGAAUACAAAUCACUUACCGAUAGACAAAAGGUCAAUUGUGCAGGGAAUUGUGUGGAUAAUAAUGUGACGCUAAUCUGUUGCACAUUCAAUGAUCAACCCCAAAAAUAUCGGUUGCUUUAUCAAUCAUGUCUGGACGCGCAUUUACCGUAUGGUUUUGUUACAUUUGGUGUGGUAGCUGAGCCAAAUGAGUUUCCAUUUAUGGCUGCCUUGGGUUGGCGUGUCACCGAAAAGAAUGGCACCAAGAGCAUAGCUUAUAGAUGUGGUGGAACUAUGAUCGGCAGCAGAUUUCUCUUAACAGCGGCACACUGUUUCUAUCACUCCAGUGACUACCCAGUUGUGGUGCGCCCCGGUGGUUUCGAUCUAAAUAGCACCGAAGCAGUUGAUUAUGAUAUCGACCAGAUUAUCGAACAUCCCGACUACAUAUAUCCAGAGCUAUAUAAUGACAUAGCGAUCGUUCGUAUCUCCAGGGGUUAUGUUAAUUAUUCGCCAAUUGUUGCUAGAGCAUGCGUGUGGUAUCAGCCACUGGCUGAGGAGCACGUCAUUGCCAUCGGCUAUGGUGAUACACAAUUCGCUGGCAACCCAUCGCCGCUCUUGAUGAAAACUAGUUUAUCGACCAUAUCGAAUGAAGAAUGCAAUCAACACUAUGAACAGGAUGAUGAAAUGCUCAGUUCCGGUAUAGUCGCUACACAAUUGUGCGCAAAAGAUCAUGAAAAGCUGCGUGAUACUUGUCAAGGUGAUUCUGGCGGUCCACUGAUUGUAUAUGAAGAACUCCCCGGUUACAUUCGUAUGGCUUAUAUUGUGGGUAUUACCUCCUUUGGUAUUGGCUGCGGUACUGGUACACCGGCCAUUUAUACACGUAUUUCGGAGUAUUUCGAUUGGAUUGAGGACACAAUGUUUAAAUAAAGAAAUAUUUAUGUAUAAAAUAUAUAAUAAACGCCGAUUUCUUCCAUUUUCAAACUACAAU